AUGUCUUCUUCUACGACACCUAAGAAAUCGAUGCUUUUCGGUGUGAAGCUACAGAAUGAAAUGUAUGCUCCCUGGAGGGAGUAUUACAUUGACUACGACCGUCUAAAGAGGUUGUUGAAGGAGAACUUAAUCAGCCAAUUGGAUUCCAAUUCUACCUGGAAUGAAAGAGACGAGGCUACAUUUGCUGAGGCUUUGGAUAAAAAUUUGGAGAAGGUGUAUUCUUUCCAAGUCUCCAAAUACAAAGAGUUGGAUUCCGAGAUCACCAAACUUGAAUUGAAAUCCGACAAGUACCUUGAGCUUUUAGAAAAAAACAAAAAGGAUCCAACAUUCGAUGCCAAUGCAUUUCAGCAGAAAUUGGAAGAAUUGUUAUCUUUGACGAACGAGUUGGACCAUUUUGCCAGAUUGAAUUUUACUGGGUUUGUAAAGAUUGUCAAAAAGCAUGACAGACUACACAAAGGUUAUUCCGUGAAGGCGCUCCUAAGCGUCAGGAUGAAGGAUUUACCUUUGAAUAAUAUUUCCGAAGACACUUCUCCUUAUUUAUUUAGAAUAUCCACCCUUUAUUCAUUUAUUAGGGAUCAGAUUAGCUCGACAUCAUCAGACAGAUCUAUUUCAAACUCAUUAAAGAGAUCCAUUUCCAAAUUGUCCGAAUCUGGAAAACUAUCAACCACUCCAAGUACUUCUCUUUCCACGUCUGGUCCAGAUGAAUCUAAAUUCAAAGUGUUGAAAUUUUGGGUACAUCCUGAUAAUUUGAUGGAAAUCAAAACUACAAUUCUAAGACAUCUCCCUGUUUUGAUUUACAAUAAUAAAGGCACAAACAUGGACGAAGAUGAUGAAGACGAAGAAGAGUUUAACGGAUGGACAUCAUCUACAAUCAAUGAUUUAUACUUUGAUAAUCCUAAUUUUGAGCUUUACAAUAACAAAUUGUUGAAACAGCUGAACAAAACCCCCUCUUUGAGAAUCAGAUGGAAUGGAAAAUUAAAGAAUAAUGCCGACUUGAUAAUUGAGAAGAGAACUUUUGAUUAUGAUACUGGUAAUUCUCAUGAUAUCAAAUUAACCUUAAAGGAAAAAUACAUGAAUGAUUUUAUUUUCCCUACCGUUGAAACUGACCCAGCAAAUGAGUUUGAAGAAGAUAUUGACGAGCUUAACGAUGAUGAGAUUUUAGAUUAUAGGAGACAACUGGACAAGAAGAAAAAAAACUUGAAAAAGUUGACCCUUGAUAAGUUUGUUAAGAGGUUGCAGAAGAAAGGCCUGUCACAGGACGCAAUCAGCAACUAUGCAAAUAACUUUAAGGCUUUACAAUCUUUCAUUGUCGAUAAUCAUUUACAACCGGUUUUAAGGACCGUUCACAACAGAACAGCCUUUCAAAUGCCAGGUGAUGAUAAAGUGAGAAUUAUUAUUGAUUCUGAUAUCUUAUUCAUUAGAGAAGACUCCUUUGAUCAGCAGAGACCAAUUAGAGAUCCUCAUGAAUGGCAUAGGAAAGAUAUCGAUUCUUCGAUUGAUAACCCUUACUCGUUAUUGAGAAAGGGUGAAUACUCCAAGUUUCCUUAUUCUGUCAUGGAGAUCAAAAUUGCUUCAUCUGUUGUAAAUAAUCCUCAAUCAAAAACACAUUUAUGGGUUAGUGAACUGACGAAUUCACAUUUGGUCAAAGAAGUUCCUAAUUUUUCUAAGUUUAUUCAAGGUAUAUCGACUUUCUUCUUAGAAGAUGACAACUUGGAUAUUUUGCCAUUCUGGUUGCCUGAAUUGGAGUGGGAUAUUAGAAAAAACCCAGAGCAAGCAUACAUGGAUUCCAAAAAUAAAAGACUGAAGGAAUUGCAGCAAGCAGAGAUUUUGAAGAAUUUGAAGAAGAAAAUAGGCAAAACUAUCAAAUCAUCUACUGAUGGCAAUGAUACUAAACUAGAUGCCAUUAAUGAACUUGAUGAUGUUGAAGAUCUUGAUGCUGAUUCCUCAGAUGAUUACGUUGAUGAUAAUAUGGUAGCUGAGGGGAGUGGUAUAGUAGAAGCCGCAUCAUCUCCAUCGCCUGUUAUUACUGGUUCUAGCAAGAGAAUUCCACUAGAACCUUAUUUUCCUAAGAAGAAGAAGAAGAAGAAUGGUUUAACAGAUGUCCUGAUGCCAAUAUUUGCAAGUUCUAAAUUAAACGGCUAUGAAUCUGAAGAUGAAGAGGUGGAACUACCACCUGGUGUCGUUAAACCGCAACAGUUGAUCAGGCAAUCCGGUCCUGUGAGGGUGGAAGCAAAGGUUUGGCUUGCUAAUGAACGUACUUUCAUCCGCUGGUUACAUGUUACAACUCUACUGACCGCAUUGACAUUUUCAAUUUAUUCCAGUAUUAGAAAUUCUCACUUCCCACAAUUAGCUGCCGAUAUUGCCUAUAUUUAUUUUGCUUUAACAUUGUUUAGUGGCUUCUGGGCGUAUGCGAUUUAUCACAAAAGACUGGAGUUGAUAAGACUGCGUAGUGGAAGACACUUGGACGGCAUUUUUGGCCCAUUAGUGGUUGCGGCGGUGUUGCUACUUACUCUCGGACUUGAGUUCUAUGUCGGGGUUGGCCAAUGGAAAUUAAAGACUGGUUUUUCUUCGGUUACCUUGGCAACUUUACCAGAAACAUCACAGUUCAAUGAUUUGAGCCCCGUUACCCAAUGGGUAUUGUCAAAACUAUUCUCAUACACUGAAUGA
Pichia kudriavzevii is the source of this 2667-nucleotide messenger RNA. RefSeq lists its product as uncharacterized. Gene Ontology annotation, cellular component: fungal-type vacuole membrane; vacuolar transporter chaperone complex. The coding region runs from base 1 to 2667 and encodes 888 amino acids. The transcript has a single exon. NCBI's taxonomy places the organism in Eukaryota, Fungi, Ascomycota, Pichiomycetes, Pichiales, Pichiaceae. The record is from RefSeq and is a predicted model, not a curated record.